GCACCCAGGGCACCUCCAGCACCCACAACACCUCCAGCACCCACGACACCUCCAGCACCCAGGGCACCUCCAGCACCCACAACACCUCCAGCACCCACAACACCUCCUGCACCCAGGGCAGCUCCAGCACCCACAACACCUCCAGCACCCACAACACCUCCAGCGCCGAGGGCACCUCCAGCACCCACAACACCUCCAGCACCCACAACACCUCCAGCGCCCAGGGCACCUCCAGCACCCACAACACCUCCAGCACCCACAACACCUCCAGCACCCAGGGCACCUCCAGCACCCACAACACCUCCAGCACCCACAACACCUCCAGCGCCCACAACACCUCCAGCACCCAGGGCACCUCCAGCACCCACAACACCUCCAGCACCCAGGGCACCUCCAGCACCCAGGGCACCUCCAGCACCCAGGACACCUCCAGCACCCACAACACCUCCAGCACCCACAACACCUCCAGCGCCCAGGGCACCUCCAGCACCCACAACACCUCCAGCACCCACAACACCUCCAGCACCCAGGGCACCUCCAGCACCCACAACACCUCCAGCACCCACAACACCUCCAGCGCCCACAACACCUCCAGCACCCAGGGCACCUCCAGCACCCACAACACCUCCAGCACCCAGGGCACCUCCAGCACCCAGGGCACCUCCAGCACCCAGGACACCUCCAGCACCCACAACACCUCCAGCACCCACAACACCUCCAGCGCCCAGGGCACCUCCAGCACCCACAACACCUCCAGCACCCACAACACCUCCAGCACCCAGGGCACCUCCAGCACCCACAACACCUCCAGCACCCACAACACCUCCAGCGCCCACAACACCUCCAGCACCCAGGGCACCUCCAGCACCCACAACACCUCCAGCACCCAGGGCACCUCCAGCACCCAGGGCACCUCCAGCACCCAGGACACCUCCAGCACCCACAACACCUCCAGCACCCAGGACACCUCCAGCGCCCAGGGCAUCUCCAGCACCCACAACACCUCCAGCACCCACAACACCUCCAGCACCCAGGCACCCAUAA
Phalacrocorax carbo (great cormorant) is the source of this 1044-nucleotide messenger RNA. NCBI's taxonomy places the organism in Eukaryota, Metazoa, Chordata, Aves, Suliformes, Phalacrocoracidae. The record is from RefSeq and is a predicted model, not a curated record.